AUGGCCAACAACAGUGAUGCCGGUGCACCACCGCCUCUCACCACCGACAGCCAACUGCAAGUCGGCAUCGAGAUCGAAUUCGUCGCGCCGCCCGACACCGCCUGGGACGCCGCGCACCUCCGCGGGCUCGACCGCCGGGACCGCACCAGCCUAUCCCAGGACGCCUGCCUGCACCGCCUCGCCGGCUCCCUCCACGCCGCCGGCCUCCCGGCCUGCUACCAGAUAACCACCACGCCGCUGCAGUGCCCACGCCGCAACCCGCUGCGCGACGCCACCCCGCCCGACGCCGUCGUCGUCCUUGCCGGCGGCCUCACCAAAUGCCCCCCGUACCGGCGCUGGAUCGCCUGCGAGCUCAACUCGCCCAUUCUAUCCGAGGCGGACGUGUUCACCACCGGGCUGCCACCCCUCGGCGCCGCGCUGACAGCCCUCCACGGUGCCGACAUCUCGGGCCCGCCGCACAUCAGUCUCUGCUACUGCGGCCUGCACGUCCACCUGUCGCCCGACGUCCCCGGCGGCUGCACCGUCGCCUACGCGCAGCGCCUGCUGACGCUCGCGCUGCUCCUCGACCAGCCGCUCCUGCAGCCUCUAUGCGACCCGCCCCGGUUCGGCUCGCUGCGCCCGUUUCCCUAUUCCGCCAUGUUCGGGGCGGACUUUGUCCCCCGCGCGUCGUCGUCCCGGCGGCGGCAGCGGUCGUCCCUGCUCUUCUCGUCGCGCGCCCGCGCGCACCUCCCGUCCUCCUUCGCGGCGGCCGAGGCCCGCGUGCUCGCGCUGAUCUGGCGCGACGACGCCACGUGGGACGACCUGCGGCAGGUCCUCGAGCACCGCCGCCCGGGGGCCGACCCGCUGAGCGUCGCGCCGGUGCUGUGCAAGCACAUGCCGGCCCUCGGCGGCGGCGGUCGCGCGAACACCACGGUCGAGUUUCGGCACGCGCAGACGUCCUUCUCGCACCGGUUCGUGCGGGAGUGGACGCGGCUGGUGCUGGCUAUCGGUCGCGUGGCGCUGCUGCCGGUGGACGACUACCGCCGGGCGCUGACGAGCAUGUGGGAGGCGGCGGGGAGGGGCCAAGGGAGGGGCGAGGGCGUCAGCAUGGCGGUGCUGCGGGAGCUGAGCGACGCGGCCGAGGAGGCGGGCAUGCCGGGUGGCGGACUGGACCUGGCGUACUGGACGAUCAGGUACGCCGAAAUGAGGACCUUCCGGAACCCGGACAUUGACCAGGAAUCAAAGGCAGUCUUGGACGAGGACGGGUUGAUCGUGUGA
Messenger RNA from Cordyceps fumosorosea ARSEF 2679, 1257 nucleotides. RefSeq lists its product as hypothetical. Bases 1 to 1257 code for a protein of 418 amino acids. NCBI's taxonomy places the organism in Eukaryota, Fungi, Ascomycota, Sordariomycetes, Hypocreales, Cordycipitaceae. The transcript has a single exon. The record is from RefSeq and is a predicted model, not a curated record.